Molecule: messenger RNA, 1922 nt
Organism: Sipha flava (yellow sugarcane aphid)
Lineage: Eukaryota; Metazoa; Arthropoda; Insecta; Hemiptera; Aphididae
Gene: Elp3
Product: probable elongator complex protein 3
Exons: 9
Coding region: 188-1831 (547 amino acids)
Biological process (GO): tRNA wobble base 5-methoxycarbonylmethyl-2-thiouridinylation
Cellular component (GO): cytoplasm; nucleus; elongator holoenzyme complex
Molecular function (GO): acyltransferase activity, transferring groups other than amino-acyl groups; iron-sulfur cluster binding
Source: RefSeq, a predicted model, not a curated record
GUAAGUUAAAUAUUAAAUAAUAUCAAAGUUGAACAUUUAGGAUUAGUUUGGCAUUCAAUUGUUAUAUUAUACUUAUCUAUGAUUGUUAGGAUCACAAAUUGUGUUCUGUUCUUGAAUGGAGUUUCUUGAUUCCAUUAAUCAUAUGUAUUGUAGUUGAUGAUUUGAAUUUCAAAUAAACAAAUUCAUCAUGUGUGACAUAGAAGAACAAAUAUCUAAACUAAGCCAAGAAGAACGGAUGGUUUCUACAGUUGCAGAAAUUAUUCAGAAAUUAUUGAUUGCACAGAAAGAAAACAGAGAUGUAAAUCUAAACAAGUUAAAAUCUCAAAUAUCAUCAAAAUAUGGAUUGAAAUCAUCUCCUCGGCUUGUUGAUAUUAUAUCUGCUGUUCCAAAUGAUGCCAAAAAAUUAUUGUAUCCAAAAUUGAAGGCUAAACCUGUUCGGACAGCUAGUGGGGUAGCAAUUGUAGCAGUUAUGUGUAAACCUCACCGCUGUCCUCAUAUUAAUAUGACUGGUAAUAUAUGUGUGUAUUGCCCUGGAGGUCCUGAUUCUGAUUUUGAAUAUUCAACACAGUCUUAUACUGGUUAUGAACCUACUUCAAUGAGGGCAAUUCGAGCCCAUUAUAAUCCAUAUGUUCAAACUCGUCAUCGAGUUGAGCAGUUGAAACAAUUGGGGCAUAAUGUUGAUAAAGUAGAAUUUAUAGUUAUGGGCGGUACAUUUAUGAGUUUACCUGAAGAUUACCGUGACUAUUUUAUCAGGAAUUUACAUGAUGCUCUGUCUGGUCAUACAAGUUCUAAUGUUCGAGAAGCCGUAAAAUACUCAGAAAGAAGCAAUGUAAAAUGUAUUGGCAUUACAAUUGAAACUCGACCAGACUAUUGUUUGAAUAGGCAUUUGACUGAUAUGUUAAAUUAUGGUUGUACACGGUUAGAGAUUGGAGUUCAGUCUGUGUAUGAAGAUGUUGCUCGAGAUACUAAUAGAGGUCAUACAGUUAAAGCAGUUUGUGAGACAUUUAAUCUUGCUAAAGAUUGUGGGUUCAAAGUUGUAUCACAUAUGAUGCCUGAUUUACCUAAUGUAGACCUAGAAAGAGAUUUUCAGCAAUUUAAGGAAUUUUUUGAAAAUCCUGCUUUUCGUGUCGAUGGUUUAAAAAUAUACCCUACUCUAGUGAUGAGAGGUACAGGAUUGUAUGAAUUAUGGCGUAGCGGAAGAUAUCGUAGUUAUUCACCAUCUGAAUUAGUUGAUUUGAUUGCACAUAUAUUAAGUCUUAUCCCUCCAUGGACUCGUGUUUAUAGAGUUCAAAGGGAUAUUCCAAUGCCAUUGGUUACUUCUGGUGUUGAGCAUGGAAAUUUACGUGAAUUAGCUUUAGCACGAAUGAAAGAUCUGAACUUGCAAUGUCGUGAUGUUAGAACACGGGAAGUCGGAAUUCAAGAAAUACACAAUAAAGUUCGGCCGUAUGAAAUUGAGUUGAUACGUAGAGAUUAUGUGGCAAAUAAUGGUUGGGAAACAUUUUUGUCGUAUGAGGAUCCAGAGCAAGAUAUUUUAAUUGGCUUAUUAAGAUUACGCAAAUGUACAGAUUCAUUUAGGCCUGAGUUAAAAGGAAAAGUUUCAAUAAUUAGAGAAUUACACGUGUAUGGUAGUGUCGUACCUGUGCGGGCAAGAGAUCCUACUAAAUUCCAACAUCAAGGAUUUGGUAUGUUAUUAAUGGAAGAAGCUGAGAGAAUAGCUAUUGAAGAACACAAAUCCACUAAAAUGGCUGUUAUUUCUGGUGUUGGUACUAGAAACUAUUACAAGAAACUUGGUUAUCAUUUAGAUGGACCUUAUAUGUCAAAAUCGUUAUAGUUUUUAUGUUGAUUACUUAUACAUUUAGUAAGAUAAUUAAUAAUUAAAAUGUAAUGUAUUAAAAAGUGGUAUAACAUUUUCUAAAUGUCAU